AUGUUUAUUAGUCUACUGCCACAUCGACUAAGACAUUUCAUCACUUUUCCAAUUCAAGGUGGUAGAAAAAUAAAAAUCCAUUCUAAAUUGUUUCAAUCAACUGUCUGCAUUUAUGUGUCGAAUAUGUUGAAUUCAGUAGAACUCAGCAUAAAAUUGUGCAAGGUGUUUUAUUAUUCUUUUGCCACUUCUGCUUUGAUGCUUGACGAAGUUUGGUUUAAAAAUUUAGUUUUUGAUCAAACUUGUCAUGUUGUUUGCUGUUGA
Clunio marinus is the source of this 261-nucleotide messenger RNA. NCBI's taxonomy places the organism in Eukaryota, Metazoa, Arthropoda, Insecta, Diptera, Chironomidae. The record is from the annotation of a GenBank genome assembly.